GCGAGGGAGUGGCGGAAGUGGAGCGGUGGAGGCGGAAGAGGCGCCAUGGAGGCGCUGGCUGUCACCGCUCAGCUCUGCGGGCCGGAGCUGGAGCGCUACGGGCGCUGCGUGGCCGCGAGUCCCGGGAGCUGGCACCGAGAUUGUCACCAACUGUCCCUGAGUGUCACCCAGUGCGCCGCCAACCACCCCCUGGUGCGCCGGAUCCGCCGCGACUGCUCCGAAUCCUUCGGGAAUUUCGAGCGCUGCCUUUGGGAUCGGCCCCGGGACACGGCCGAGUGCCAGCCCCAGGUCACCAAAUUCCUGCAGUGUGCCCAAAAUGUCACCCAGAGUGCCACCCCUGGGGACAUCUCAGGUGCCACCCCCGGUGUCACCUCUCCAGAGAAUUCCUGGAAUUAAAACCCCGGGAAAGCUUCGGAACCUUCUGGAAUCUUCUCCAAAAUUCUUGGAAUUUCCCCCUGGAAAAGAUGAGGGGUUUGAACCCGAAUUCCCAGGAUUUUAUCCCAAAAAUCAGAGGAAGAAAUAAAAAUUCCAGAAGGGAUCAUCGGGAUGGGACCCAAAAUUGGA
Messenger RNA from Cinclus cinclus, 564 nucleotides. RefSeq names its product coiled-coil-helix-coiled-coil-helix domain containing 5 (gene CHCHD5). The coding region runs from base 46 to 396 and encodes 116 amino acids. The transcript is spliced from 5 exons. NCBI's taxonomy places the organism in Eukaryota, Metazoa, Chordata, Aves, Passeriformes, Cinclidae. The record is from RefSeq and is a predicted model, not a curated record.